UGGCCAGUGCAAGGAGGGGAGAGGCGAGAAGUGUUCAGCAGUCUUCAUUUCUCAUCCUUCAGCUGAUCUCCACACUGAUACAGAGAGCAAAAUGUGGGCAGCAGUCAUUUUCCUGUCUGGUGUGGUGACACUCUGCUCAGCCGCAAAAGGUUUGGGGGGCAAGGUGCUCCUGUUCCCUUAUGAGACCGACUUUAGCUUUGUGAAGCUGACCCCUCAGAAGCCUAUGGGUCUGUCUGCUUUCACGCUCUGCAUGCGCGUGGCCACCGAGCUCGAGGGAGAACGGCAGAUUAUCUUGUUCGCGUACCGCACGUCUGACUACGACGAGCUGAAUGUGUGGCGUGAGAAAGACGGCCGCAUGGCAUUCUACCUGAGUGGAGACGGCGCCUUCUUCCACCUGCCACCACUCACCACGUUCCGGACACACCUGUGCCUCACCUGGGCCUCGCGCACAGGUCUCGCCGCAUUCUGGGUAGAUGGCCGCCGAAGCGCGCUCCAGAUCUACAAGCCAGGCCAUUCAAUUCGUCCGCUGGGCACAGCGCUACUUGGACAGGAUGCGGACAAACACCUGGGUGACUUCGAGGCAGUCCAAAGCUUCGCCGGAGAGAUCACCGACCUCUGUAUGUGGGACUAUGUGUUGUCAGGUAACCAGAUUAAAGCAGUAUACUUCAACCAGGGACAGCGAGUGCCAACCCCAAACGUUUUUGAUUGGCAGACCAUAGAAUACGAUAUUCAAGGGAACGUGCUGGUCCUCCCUGAUGACUGACUAUUCCCAUUAAACCUGUCAAAUUCAUAUAACCUCACUCAAGCAUCCGCCUGUACACACGUCUGUGUAAGUGUUACCCUGUCUGCCAUCGUAUACAUUUCAAGGCCGUUCUAGGGCCAUUUUGUGAUAUGCUUAUUAUUGAACAGGUUAUAAUUUGAGCAUCUAAACAUCAAGCUCUUACAUGGUCCAGGACAUACCUGAGUAGAACACAAUCAUUAAUUUUUUCCACCAUCACGUAAUUCAAAAACUAAUUAAACAGUUUUCGUUAUUUUAUACUCAAUUCUCUACCUGUAAGCAUGGUCAACCAUGUCAAUGAAGCUAUAAUAUGAGUAAAAUUGGAUAUUUGGUGUAGGAGUUCAUUCAUAUGUGUAAUAUAACUUGUUUAAAGCUUGACAAAUAGGGUAGCAUUAACCAUCGACAUUUUUUUUUUUCAUUUUGUGUGAGCAUUAGAUUUUUUGAAAGUUACAAUAUCUGUAUGUACAGCCUUAUCCCACUUUUCUUAGGUUGUUAGGUUUUUAUUACUUGAAUUAGCCUCCAUUAGUACAAUUAAAUUAUAUUGAACUUAUACCUUUCCAGUCAUGAUGACAGUAAUUGUAAGUAAUUGCUUACUGGCCUACAGUAUGUUUAAAUGGAAACAAAACAAAACAACCAGCCAACCUCAGACCUUCAAGAGUAUUAUUUGAUCAAAUGAAUGUUUACCCCAUGUUUCAAAAUGGUGUGAUGCAAUUUAAUAAUCUUUGAUAAUAGGAUAUAGAAUGCAGUUAACAUUUAAUGUUCAACAUGAACACUACAAACAUCCCUAUAGAGCCUCUGUCUCUGAAACAGAUCCAAAACCUCUGGGAGAUCUGCACCAGACAAGGGCCAGAUUCGUUCUUGAACUAGUUUCUAGUAACCAAGUCCACAUGGCUUCACAAGAUGUGACCAGAGGGUGGCAGCAUUGUCAAGCUUUUAGUUUCUGUCCUGGCUUUGUGAGGGGUGAACAUCUCCAAGAUGUAUAAAAGUAUAAAAAGACUUGUUCGUUGUUGGCUUUCUUCUGAUUUUGCUCUCACCUGCAUUGUGGUCACUCUGUUAGGAUUAUUUGUGAAGGGACUGACUUUAAUAAUUCCACAUUUUUUGAACAUAUUUUUUUUCUUAUGAAUGUUAUACAUUGCAGGAAAAAAGAGCUUAGCCCUUUUCAUUGCAGAUUAAAGAAAGUGACUGUGUUCCAACUGAAAGAGUGAGGAUGUUGAGGAUGACAUGCCAAUUAGAGAGGUCAGCUCUGUACUUUGAUGUAAAACGAACCGAAACAAAAAUAAAUAUAGAUAUAUGAAUCUCUGGAUUUCUUUCCUCAGUAACUUCAUAUGUGUAAUUUAAUUUGUGGACAGGAAAUACGGUACUGUGGACAGGAAAUAUGGUAUAUAAGCAUGUAAUAAUAAUAAAAAAUAAUAAUGAUAAUAAAAGUUAAA
Clupea harengus (Atlantic herring) is the source of this 2208-nucleotide messenger RNA. RefSeq names its product C-reactive protein 1 (gene crp1). NCBI's taxonomy places the organism in Eukaryota, Metazoa, Chordata, Actinopteri, Clupeiformes, Clupeidae. The record is from RefSeq and is a predicted model, not a curated record.